This is a messenger RNA of Heteronotia binoei (common prickly gecko), 1504 nucleotides long. RefSeq names its product epidermal differentiation-specific protein-like. Gene Ontology annotation, biological process: visual perception; lens development in camera-type eye. The transcript has 2 exons. Bases 67 to 1161 code for a protein of 364 amino acids. The record is from RefSeq and is a predicted model, not a curated record. Gene Ontology annotation, molecular function: structural constituent of eye lens. Lineage: Eukaryota; Metazoa; Chordata; Lepidosauria; Squamata; Gekkonidae.
CUGGAGUGAUUUGCGCUGAAACAAGAGAGGAGGAGUUGAUGCCAGUCUUCUAGCUCCAGUGGAGAAAUGGAUUCCAAAGAGCCCAGCAUGAAUAAAAUAAUUGUGUAUGACAAGCCCAAUUUUGAGGGGCUCAGCAAAGAGUUCACAAGCGAUGUUGCUGACCUGCAUGAGCUGGAUUUUGGUGACUGCAUCUCUUCCCUCAAGGUUAUAGGGCAACCCUGGGUUGCCUACGCAGUCCCUAGGUUUGAGGGAGAUGGCUUUGCAUUUGAGGAAGGAGAUUAUGAAGAGGUUAACAAGAACAACAACUUCUCAUCCCUCCGACUGGUUCAUCAUGAUCUCUCUGAUCCUCAGAUCACUCUAUAUGAACUCCCCAACUAUGAGGGCCAGAGCAAAGUAGUGAAAGAAGAAACCAACCUUGCCUAUGGUUACUUUAAUGAUCGUGUCUCCUCUCAUGUUGUACAGAAGGGCAUCUGGCUCUUGUACAAGAACCCAAACCGAAGUGGAUGGUAUCACGUUGCCUGGCCUGGAGAGCGCAUCCAUGACUAUAAAUCAGAACUUAAUUUUGAUGACAGUGUGUCCCACCUGCGGCCCUUGAUGCCUGGCCGCCCCAUCAUCACAGCAAAGCUGUUGUGGGACCAGAAAAAAGUGGAGGAUGAGCGGGAUGUCCUGAUAGAUGAGAUUGUGGGAGCCAACUGCACCAAAUAUGACCAAGCAUUCACUGCCAACACCAGCCGGGAAUAUACUGCCACAGUUCUCCAGAGCUUUCACUUCAGCAAUACCACAAGUCUAAAACUGGGCUUCAGUUUCCAAGUCACUGUGGGGGCUUCCAAUGUCUUGGUAGUAGAGAAAGGGAAGCAUGAGUCUACCACUACCAAUGAAAAGGUAGAUGUUAUGCUGCCUGCCAAAAUCCCUCCAUGCACUGAGCUUUCCAUUCAUGUGGUCAAGAAAGAGACAACGACCACAGUUCCAGUGGAACUCACCAUCGUUCAAAAUGGCAGAGAAAGGAAAGAGCUUGCAGAGUACAAGUGCGUGUCAGGUCGCACCAUUAGUACCAGAUACGUCAUGAAGCCCAUCUCCACAGAAGAGGAGACUUCCCAAACCAAGCCUACACCUGUGACUGCGGGAAAGCAUUGUCAUAUAAGCCUUCCCACAAACCUAUAGAAGUGCUUUUCCGUGCUAAGCCUGAGCCAACACCACCAGAAAACAGCUCACAAGCCACACCUGAAUAAGUUGUUUUUGGUGUAGAGGUCCUCAGAGAGAUGGCUAUUUUCAGAUUGUCUACAGGGAGAAGGACAAUGGGAAAGUAUACCCAGUUCUCCUUGACCAUGGUGAUGGUUUGUGCAUUUGGUGUGUGUGUACAUUAUAGAUGGGAGUUAAUAUUGAAUGGUAUGUAUUAGUUGAUAAUAGUGAAAAUGGAGAUUUCCCUGUGAAAAAUUUAUGGCUUCUAUCACUGACGUGCCAUUCUCACUAGAUCAACAGUAAAACUGAGAAUAGAGUUUCUGAU